AUGGCGGCUCUUAUUCUCAAAAUCCAUUUCCCGCCUGGCACUCCAUUUCGCACCAAGCUUAUGAAAUUCAAAGAUCCCAAGGACAAGACGAUCAAGGACACCAUCGAGGAAAUAAUCACCACCAACCAACUAGGCGACCCCAAAGACUUCCUCUGGUACAUCCCCGAGAAGUUUGAAAAUGAGAGCUUCACACCUGCGCUAUGGGGCAAGCCCGAACAGACACUCGACUGCUUCAAUCUCGAACAAAAGCCCAAGCUCCUCGGUAAGAUGGAACAGCAAGGCCAGCCCCAGUGCUCACAAAGUGUGGCUGUGGCCGUGGCUGUGCAGGCUAUCAUCCACCUUCGCAAGAGGCAGCAGGCCAACCGCGUCAAGCACGAGAAGAGGAUAAAGAUGGUGCUGUUCGACUACGUCGCACCUCUCGAGCAGUCGCUCCCCCUCGUGGCCAAGAAGUUCAACUAUGACAACUGGCAAGAGUUCAACCUCUACGUCUCUGGCGAGAAAGAACCGUUGAAGCUGGACCAGUCGCUGUUGAGCCAGGGCAUACUGCCCGACACGGUCUUUGCGCUGCGCAAGCCGGACGAGCCUGUCGACCAGGUCAUGCAUCCCAUCAAGCAGCGCAUCACCAUCUCUCUCAACCAACAGAACCAGGGCGGUAAGAAGUUCAUGGGCGCCCCGGGCACCCCGUCGAGCUCCCACGCUCAGCCUUCGUUGCCACCUCCCGAAGAGAUCAUCGCCGCCAAGACCGUCAAACUCAACGCUGCCGCCAAAUCGUUCACAAAGCCCAUCGCCAAGGGCUACCUGAUCAAGCAGAAGGACAAGGGCAAGUGGGAGAAGCGCUACUGCGUCGUCGAGAGCGGCCAUCUCUUCUACUACAAAACGCCCAACGACGCGAAGCCGACGGGCGUGCUUCCGCUGCGCGAGUACUUCCUCAAGGAGGCCAAGGACGAAAAGAAGAAGUCGGCCGGCUGGGACCUCCUCUCGGUGAAGGAAGUCAUCCCGCCCGCCGGGCGAACGGUGCAUUCCUUCAAGGCCGAGACGGACAAGGAGAAGAAGGAGUGGAUGGCCAUCCUCAAGAAGCUCACCUCGCCCCUGCCCACAGGACCCGGACCCAAGCCCAGCCCACCUCCGCUGGUCAAGGGCAAGCCGGCCAAGCUCUACGGGCGACCGCUCGAGCAGGCCGUGGCCAACCCGGACGGCUCCGAAAUCCCCGCCAUCGUGUACAAGUGUAUCGCCUACCUCGACAAAGAAGAGAACGUCACGAGGGAGGGCAUUUUCCGACUGUCGGGCAGCUCGAACCUGAUCGACAAAUACGUGCAGCGGCUCGACAAGGGCGAGGACGUGGACCUGUCCCAGGAGCUGGACCCGCACGCCGUGGCCGGCCUCCUCAAGCUCUACUUCAGGGACCUGCCCGAGCCGCUCAUGACCUUCGAACUCUACCCCUGGUUCAUCGCCUCCAUGAGCACGCAGGACAGAGCCGUGCGUCUUCGCUACCUGAAGUACCUGGUGGAGAAGCUGCCGCCCGUGAACAUGGGCCUCCUCGUCUACCUCCUCACCUUCCUGCUCAAGAUUUCCACGUUUGCCGAAGUGAACAAGAUGGCGCUGCACAACCUGGCGACGGUCUUUGCGCCCAAUCUGCUCAAGUCGCACCAGUCCAACGCGAUCGGCAUGGUGACCGACACGCCCAAGAUCAACGCCGUGAUCAACACCCUGCUCCAGGACUACGAGUACGUGUUCGAGGACAAGGAGAUCGACCACAGCCUCACGGCCGAGGGCAAGGCGGCCGUCUGCUGCCGGGCGCUGUACGACUACGAGGCCAAGUCGCCCGACGAGCUCAGCUUCAAGAAGGGCAACAUCAUCAAGAUCAUCCACGAGAGGGAGGACGGUUGGUGGAUUGGUGAGUACAAGGCCGGCAACUUUGGUCGUGUACCCGCCACCUACGUCCAGAAGCUCUCCGACAAGCAAUCACAGGAAUUCAAUAAGAGGCAGCAGUUCAAGCAGCAGAUGAAGAGACUCACGGACGAGAAGGAGGAGCAGGACCGUGAGAUUCAGAUCAUGAACGAGCAGCGCGACGAGCUGAUGCGGGAGAUCGAGGAGAUCGAGAACAACCGCAACAAGCUCAUGGCCGAGUUCUACCACCUCAAGGAGAGCCUCGCGCCCAUUCUCACCAAGACCGUGACCAUCUCCGACGAGCUCGACAAGCAGCGCCUCGGCGCCGUCGUCGACGCCACUGACGACCUGGAGCUCGAGCUCGAGAGCGCCGACGCGCCGCCAUCAUCGGGUGGAGGCAAGAAGGACAAGAAGAAGGACAAGAAGGAGAAGAAGGCCGAAAAGAAGGACAAGAAGGAGAAGAAGGAGAAGGGCGGCAGCGGCAGCAGGAACGGCAGCGGCAACGUGGCCGUCGCGUCGCCGCUCUCGUCGAGCGCCAGCCAACGGGUGGCCGACGCCGACAAGAUCCUGCCGCUCUCCGAGUUCCCCAAAUACGUCGACGAGUUCCUCAAGGAGAGUGAGGACCAUCGUAGGGCGUUGGACGGUGUGGGGUCGACGAAGGACGUGUUCCUGACGUCGCUGGAGAUGUUGUCCGGUGCGCUGCCGGUGGCGAAGAAGGACAAGAAGGACAAGAAGGCGGUCGACCCGCUCCGACACUCGAUCGACAACAUCAAGACCAAGACCAAGGUCGAGGCCUUCACCCGAGCCGAGCUCGCCGAAAGAAAAGACGAUCUCCUCCGGGAUCUGAACGAGCUUCAGCUGAUCCUGAAGCUGACGAUCAAGCGCGCGUGGACACCGCAGGAGCUGCAAACGCUCAACGAGCGCGGAUUGCUCGACCAGUCGUCGUCGUCCGCUGCGCCCAUGAAGCCGCUUCCGUCGCCCAGGCGGGUCAUCUCCGCCGGCUCGGGGCCGCUGGCCGGCCCGCCCGCCCCGCUCAUGGCCCAAAUCCAGGGCGCCAUCGGUGGUCGUGGUGCCAUGAUCAUGCGACCCGGCCUCGGUCAGAUACCACCGCCGUCAUCGGGCGGACCGCUCUCACCCGGGAGCGUUCACAGCAGCCCGCGGCAGCCACCAUCCCAGCAGCGCUGGGAGAAGCCGGCCCGCAGCAUCUCCAGCGAGGCCGACUCCUGA
This is a messenger RNA of Acanthamoeba castellanii str. Neff, 3114 nucleotides long. RefSeq names its product RhoGAP domain containing protein. Lineage: Eukaryota; Discosea; Longamoebia; Acanthamoebidae. Gene Ontology annotation, cellular component: cytoplasm. Gene Ontology annotation, molecular function: protein binding. The coding region runs from base 1 to 3114 and encodes 1037 amino acids. Gene Ontology annotation, biological process: regulation of GTPase activity; signal transduction. The record is from RefSeq and is a predicted model, not a curated record. The transcript is spliced from 17 exons.